Biomphalaria glabrata is the source of this 5188-nucleotide messenger RNA. Its product is annotated as gamma-aminobutyric acid type B receptor subunit 2-like. The transcript has 21 exons. Gene Ontology annotation, biological process: G protein-coupled receptor signaling pathway; DNA integration; gamma-aminobutyric acid signaling pathway. The record is from RefSeq and is a predicted model, not a curated record. Gene Ontology annotation, cellular component: G protein-coupled receptor heterodimeric complex; membrane. Gene Ontology annotation, molecular function: nucleic acid binding; G protein-coupled GABA receptor activity. Lineage: Eukaryota; Metazoa; Mollusca; Gastropoda; Planorbidae. The coding region runs from base 1 to 4830 and encodes 1609 amino acids.
AUGAAUCUACCAAAUAAACCAUAUUUUCAAGAUGGCCUCCUGGUGAAGAAUGCCAUGCAUAAAGACAAUACCAUUCAGCAAAUAAUAGUGCCACAGAAAUACAGGAAAGAAAUACUGGCAACAGGACAUAACAUUCCACACGCCAGCCAUAUGGGUGUAGUCAAAACUAAAACCAGAAUCCUCAAAGAAUUUUAUUGGCCAAGUAUCAUUAAAGAUGUCAAGAAAUACGUGAAGUCAUGUCAUAUUUGCCAAGUCAAAGGACCUAAGAACAACAAAUCACAGGCACCAAUUCAAGAUAUGGAAUUGACAGACAAGCCAUUCCAAAAAGUCUCAGUUGAUUUGAUUGGUCCUAUGCCAGUAGCUUCAGCAAGAAACCAUCGAUAUGUCCUGACAUUGAUUGACACAUGUACAAGAUGGACAGAAGCAGUACCUCUAGUCAACAUUACAGCGCUUGACAUCACCAGAGCUUUGUCAGAGAUAUUUUCCAGAAUUGGUUUCCCAGAAGUUAUCCUCUCUGACAGAGGCACACAGUUCACAGCUGACAUUACCAAAGACUUCAUGAACAUGUACCACAUCAAGAUGAAGUUCACAACACCCUACCAUCCCCAAAGCAACGGGCUUUGCGAACGAUUCAACGGUACUUUGAAGAGGAGCAUUUCAAAAAUAGCACACAACAAUCCGCAGAAUUGGGACUUAUUGCUACCAGCAGCUCUGUUUGCAUACAGAGAAAGUCCUCAAGAAACCACAGGAUUCUCACCUUUCGAGAUGGUUUAUGGCGCCAACCCGAUGGCAAUCCUCAAAGAAGCUAUUAUUCGCCAAAACUCAAUCUCAUCAGAAACCAAGACAGCGUUUCAACAUGUGCAAGAUACCAGAAACAUAGUCAUAUCUGCAUGUGAAAAAGCAAAUGAAGCCACAGCCAUAGCAAACUCCAAUACCAGAAUGAGAGUCAAUAGAAACAGAACACUGAAACAAUUUGAACCAGGAGAUCAAACAUGGAACGAACAUAUCAAAGGACUACAAGAAGUUUUCAGCAUACUGAAACAACAUGGUUUUACCAUAAAGCCUAGUAAGGUAGAACUAGCCAUGUCAGAAAUAUCCUUCCUGGGUUAUAGAGUCAGCUACAAUUCGCUGAGACCACAAGAGAACAUUAUUCAACGCAUACUAGACAUCAAAGUCCCCACCAGUAAAAAGCAAGUGAGAAGUAUUUUGGGUCUGUGUAAUUUCUACAGACAUUUCAUACCAGGUUACACAGCACUCAUAGCUCCAUUGAUUGAACUCACUAAGAAAGGACAGCCAACGAAGAUUCCAUGGUCUACAAAGUUACAUACCACUAUUGAGAACAUUAAAGCUGAAUUCUCAAGAGACACUAUUCUCAAACUUCCGAAUCCAGAGAAGCAAUUUUACCUCGCCACAGAUGCUUCAUCUUCAGCUAUAGGUGCAUGCCUAAUGCUGAAAUACCAAGACACGUCACAGAAAUGCCAAGAGACUCUGCACCCAAUAUUUUUCAUCAGCAGGAAGUUGUCACCAGCUGAAACCAGAUACUCAACCAUCGAACGUGAAUGUCUAGCCAUUGAGAGCUUGUUGAUUGUCUUGAGAGAUAGGAUCAUCGUUGGUCUGUGUGAGUUCUGGAUUAGCUUCUUCUUGCCACGACUUCUUGUGUUGGUCACUAGUUCAAGGCAAUUUGUGGCAGAGUCUAUAACAGCUUGCAUGCUGUGUCUUGAUGUCGUUUGUAUUGACCUAACACACAAUUCUUUGGAUGUGACAAUGUCACUUUUUGUGAUCCUCUUGUCACUGUCACUCCACAUCCCAGUUUGCUGCAGUGUUGAGGCACCGGAUGUGACCAUGGCCACUGAGGCUGCAAAAGAUUCUACAACCUGGAGAUCGUCGGACCACAGUAGCCCUAGCACUAAGAACAUAGUAUUAAACAUCAUCGGACUCUUCGCGAUGUCUGGUCGCUACCCAGCUGGGAUCGCCUAUUUUUUGGCGACAUUGUUGGCUGUAGAACACAUCAAUAAGAGAGAGGACAUUCUGCCUGGUUACAAACUCCAAAUCAAUGCCCACAACACCAACUGUGAUGUAUCAAGAGGACUUGACGCCAUCUACAAGGAAUUCUAUGACAAAAAUAAAACGUCUAUCAUGACCUUGGGUGGCACCUGCUCUCCUGUCACAGAGGUCACUGCUCAGGUGUCUCACCAGUGGGGUUUACUACAGAUCUCGUAUUCCUCCGUCUCGCCCUUUUUGUCAAACAGUGAAAUCUUCCCCUCAUUCUUCCGUGUCAUGACCCCAGAGCAUAAUUUAACUCAUGGAAGGCUGAAACUAUUUAAAGAAAUGGGCUGGAAAAAUGUCCACAUCAUUUACGAGAAUUACAACGUGUUUUCUAUGGUGAAUGAAAUGUUGAAACAAGACUUAAAGCAAGAAGGAAUCGAUGUGGCCAAUCAAGAAAUGUUCACAAACGAUCCAGAGGAGAGUGUGAUCAACCUUAAAAAAAAAGAUGCCCGGAUUAUCAUCGUCAACAUGUAUGAAGGAAAAGGGAGAAAACUUGCGUGUUCAGCUUACAAUAAUGAUAAAGAUGGAACCUGGUAUAAAAAGGUUGUCUGGCUCUUUCCAUCAUUCUACGACAGACACUGGAUGGAUGUCAACGAUACUGCUUGUGGAUGUACUCCAGAACAAAUCAGACAGGUAAUAGGAAGAUAUUUCGCCGUUUCAUCGCAAACCAUCUGUAAGCAAAAAGACUAUUUGACCGAGAAUGGGCUGAGUCCUACCCAGUUCAAAAAGGAGUUUAGUGGAACCCGACUCUACAAUAUGCUCAAAUCUGAAAUUCCAAAAGAAUUCGAGGACUAUUACCAGACUUUUUUUUCGGAUGGUUCGGUGUACAAUGAACACCGUGCACCUGAAGCCUAUGACGCGGUCUGGGCUAUCGCCAUGGCAUUAAAUAAUACAUUGACAAAUCUCACGGAAUCAGGUGAUGUCAACGGCCUGGAGAAUUUUAACUACCACAAUGAAACUUUACUGAAGAUCAUGCGUGACAGCAUGCAAAAAGUGCGGUUCAAUUCUCUUUCUUGUGAGUUCUUUUUCAACAACAACGGCGACAGAAUACCUGGCAUAGAGAUAUAUCAGUUUAAAAAUGAUAACGCUUCUGGGUUUGAACUUCUCGGACAAUGUCACUUCAACGGCUCUGAUGGCCAGUGGAACUGUUCCUUGAACGAAUCUAAGAUAGUCUGGGACUCAGGUGUACGUCCAGUGGACGAAACAAAAAAUAAAAAUGUAACUAAGAAUAUUGACGUAUACAUGAGAAACGGGUUUUGGAUUCUGGCCAGUUUCGGGAUGACUAUGUCUGCUGGACUCUUAGUAUUUAACGUCUGCAACAAAUGUCACAGAAUCGUAAAAAUGUCAUCCCCGAGGCUCAAUAAUAUAAUACUUCUUGGCUGUAUGAUCUCCUAUAGUACUAUCUAUAUCAUGGACGUGAAGGAGGAAGUGACUUGCAUAUUGCGGACCUUCACUGUCAUCCUGAGUUUCUCAUUAAGUUUUGGCGCCUUGUUUGCCAAGACCUGGAGAGUGUAUGAAAUUUUCACAGCAGGACACAAAGUUUUAAAUACAAGAAUGCUACGAGACAGCAGUCUAUUUCUGAUUGUUGCCAUCUUAGUUGUCAUCAACAGUUCAGUUCUCGUGGCCUGGAUGAUAAUUUCGCCGCAGAUGCCCACGUUUGUCAACAUUGGAACCACUCCAGAAGCCACAGAGCACGCUAAUACCAAGUUUACCGAACAGUACCAGAAGUGUGACUCAAAAUACCGGGCUGAGUUUAUUUGGGCUCUGAUAGCCAUUCAAGGUGUUGUCAUCAUAUUUGGUACAUUCCUGGCCAUUCAAACCCGCAAGGUCUCAUUUCCCGAACUGAAUGAUUCCAAAUGGAUUGCUCUAUGCAUAUAUAACGUAGUGGUCCUGGGUCCUGUCAGCGUUUUUGUUGUUAUGGCAACGGAAGAUAAACCACAAGUUAACUACGCACUGGAGUCCAGCAUGAUAUUUUUAGUAACAACCAUGACCCAAAGUCUUAUCUUUUUCCCAAAGAUCAUAGCGUUUAAAAACCACAAUAGAAGCCUAACAGUGUUCAACGUAGGAAACAAUUUAGAGCUACAUGGGUUAAAGAGAGUCUUAUCCUGUCUGUGUAUGACAAGGUCCUUGAAACGGCGUUUGGUCAGCGAGAACAGCUCGGGUAGCUUUGACGUUUCGCAGCAGACUAUGGAAUUGGAUGUUUCCUUUGACUCAAGUGACUGUGUCGGCAUCAAACACCAAAACAAAAUGAAAAUCCCUCUUGGCAAGUCGAAAUCAAUGUCGCCUGAAAAACGAGUUUUUCGAAAACUGCCUUUCAAGAAAUCAUCAGAUGAAUCUUGGAUGUCUACUAGUGUGGCUCACAUUUCCUAUCGCGCUAAAACUGUCCAGUCACCUGUUUAUUGUUCUGGUGGAGCUUCUAAAGAAAAGGACGUCCGGAAAUCGCGACAUUCGAUGCGUUUCAAGGUUUUUAGUAAUAGUUAUCUGCCCAGGUCUAGGUCAGAUUCAAAUCUCAGCAUUAAUGGCAGCGAAAAGAUCGAACCGAAUGUAGCGGAAGAUUUGCCAGAUUUUCGUGAAAUUCAAACACAAUUAAAGCCCUGGCGCAGCCUAAGCACGAUGCCUACUGUGUAUUCGUCGUUACAAGAAGAAAUUUCUCUGGAAAGAAUCAAUGUCCUUGCAGACCUAAAGCUGACUUCAAUGUUGGGCUUCAAAGCAACUUGGGUGAAAGACAGUGAUAAACUUACACAACUGGGGAUUGAAGAAUUCAUUAAACGAAUCAAGAUUUAAAUAUCUUAUUUGGAUGUUGCAAGCCUACUACUAAGUUAUAAUAGUCCAACUAGUUUGACAAAGCAAAUGUUGUUGAUCCAACAUAAACUUAAAACUAGAUCUGUACAGAACACGACAAAAAGUUGAAUAACUGUGAUAGUUUAUUUCAAUAAAUCCAAAAAUGUUAGUUAGUAGGCCCAACAUACAACAAUUUUGUGAUUGGCUAACAUUAUAGCCUAUAAAUAUUACUUCCUUUAUUGUAAGAAAGUUGAUGGAGAUUUGUUUCAUUAUCUCAAUAUAUAAACGAUUCCUUAAUUUGAAAAUGUAUACUUAUCUAAUCAUGAUGCUUCUUUGCAUUAAAAUCGUGCUGGUCACAUGA